AUGAGUAAGAGGAGUAAAGUUUUUUUCGAUAUAUCCAUUGACAAUAGCAAUGUUGGAAGAAUAAUUUUUGAAUUAUUCAGUGACAUAACUCCAAGAACAUGUGAAAAUUUUAGAGCCUUAUGUACAGGUGAAAAAAUAGGAUCUAGAGGUAAAAAUUUACAUUACAAAAAUUCUAUUUUCCAUAGAAUUAUUCCUCAAUUUAUGUGUCAAGGAGGUGAUAUAACAAAUGGAAAUGGAUCUGGUGGUGAAUCAAUAUAUGGAAGAUCAUUUACAGAUGAAAAUUUUAAUAUGAAACAUGAUCAACCAGGAUUAUUAUCUAUGGCAAAUGCAGGACCUAAUACUAACUCAUCACAAUUCUUUAUUACAUUAGUACCUUGUCCAUGGCUAGAUGGAAAACAUGUUGUUUUUGGAAAAGUCUUAGAAGGUAUGAAUGUUGUUAGAGAAAUGGAAAAAGAAGGAGCAAAAAGUGGAUACGUCAAAAGAUCUGUAGUUAUAACUGACUGUGGGGAAUUAUAA
Molecule: messenger RNA, 516 nt
Organism: Plasmodium adleri (nom. inval.)
Lineage: Eukaryota; Apicomplexa; Aconoidasida; Haemosporida; Plasmodiidae
Product: peptidyl-prolyl cis-trans isomerase
Exons: 1
Coding region: 1-516 (171 amino acids)
Biological process (GO): protein peptidyl-prolyl isomerization; protein folding
Molecular function (GO): peptidyl-prolyl cis-trans isomerase activity
Source: RefSeq, a predicted model, not a curated record